GGGCAGGAGGCGCCGGGCAGCGGGCGACAUGUUCCAGGGCCUGGAGAGCGAGGGCAGCCGGUCCGGCUCCAGGGCCAUGAAGCCCCCGGGAGGAGAGGCCAGCAAUCUCUUUGGAAGUCCAGAAGAAGCUGCUCCUUCAAGCAGGCCCAAUAGGAUGGCAUCUAAUAUUUUUGGACCAACUGAAGAGCCUCAGAACAUACCUAAGAGGACCAAUCCCCCAGGGGGGAAAGGAAGUGGUAUCUUUGACGAAUCCACGCCUCUGCAGACGCGACAACGUCUCAACCCACCCGGUGGGAAGACCAGUGAUAUCUUUGGGUCCCCAGUUGCUGCUACGUCGCCUUCAGCACACCCAAACAAACCCAAGGACCACGUGUUCUUGUGCGAAGGAGAAGACCCAAAGUCGGCCCCUAAAGCCGCAGCCAGCACCUCGCCAGGAGAAGAGCUGGGGCAGAAGGGCGGCCCUGGAGACGCAGGCCACACCCAGCAGCCCGUGCCCAUGCCCACAGCUGACAGCCACGAGCCCAGGUUGGGCCCCCGCCCUCGUUCUCACAACAAAGUCCUGAACCCGCCUGGAGGCAAAUCCAGUAUCUCCUUCUACUAA
Molecule: messenger RNA, 601 nt
Organism: Puma concolor (puma)
Lineage: Eukaryota; Metazoa; Chordata; Mammalia; Carnivora; Felidae
Gene: JPT2
Product: Jupiter microtubule associated homolog 2
Cellular component (GO): nucleus
Source: RefSeq, a predicted model, not a curated record